Arctia plantaginis is the source of this 681-nucleotide messenger RNA. NCBI's taxonomy places the organism in Eukaryota, Metazoa, Arthropoda, Insecta, Lepidoptera, Erebidae. The record is from the annotation of a GenBank genome assembly.
AUGCUGGAAACUCCAAAUCCAAGGACAAAUCCACGGAAUCUUUAUACUUGGUGUGCGUGUCUCGUAAGUCCGGCCAAAAUGUCGAAGAAGCCGGCGGCGCAGCCCACGCUGCACAAGGUCAUCAUGGUGGGGUCCGGAGGCGUCGGCAAGUCCGCCCUCACCCUGCAGUUUAUGUACGACGAGUUCGUCGAAGACUAUGAGCCCACUAAGGCAGACAGUUAUAGGAAGAAGGUCGUGUUAGACGGCGAGGAGGUACAGAUCGACAUCCUGGACACGGCGGGUCAGGAGGACUACGCGGCCAUCCGAGACAAUUACUUCAGAUCUGGGGAGGGGUUCCUCUGUGUGUUCUCUAUCACUGAACCAGAAAGCUUCGAUGCUACGCAAGAAUUCAGGGAGCAGAUCCUCCGCGUGAAGAACGACGAGAACAUCCCGUUCCUGCUGGUGGGCAACAAGUCGGACCUGGCCGACAAGCGCCGCGUGCCGCUGGACACGUGCCGCGAGCGCGCGCAGCACUGGCAGGUGCCCUACGUAGAGACCAGCGCCAAGACCAGGGACAACGUGGACAAGGUGUUCUUUGACCUGAUGCGGGAGAUCCGGUCGCGCAAGUCCGACGACAGCCGCGCCACCAACGGGGACGUGAAGAAAAAAAAGGGCAAGAAAAUGAAGUGCAGCAUUUUGUAA